ACCCUGUUCCACUUAAAGACACUGUCUUUAAGGCAGCCGAGAUCCUGAGUCGUCCUGCUUAAAUUUCCUGGGCGGGAGAAGAAAUAUCCCAGAUCUUGCUAACUCCACAUCUGCGGAGCGGAAGGGAAAUCUUGAGUCACCACGUGGAAUAAUCUCCUCCCGGGAAACGGAAACAUAGCAAUUCGCACACGGAAAGCGAAGAAAAGGCAACCAAGCUCUCUCUUCCUGGCGAUGGCUGCUUCUGGGGGUGCCGUGCAGGAUCUCUGCGAGGAAGCCACUUGCUCCAUCUGCCUGGAGUGUUUCAGGGAUCCGGUGAUCAUCCCGGAGUGCGGGCACAACUUCUGCCGAGCAUGCCUGAUCCAGUGCUGGGAGAAGUCCGAGGGAGAGGCUUCCUGCCCUCUGUGCAGAGAAAUCAUUCAGCACAGGACCCUCAUCCCCAAUCGGCCGCUGGCAAAUGUUGUGGAAAUACUGGGAGCCGAGAAAGUCUCCCUUCCAGGGGGAAAGGGGGCAGAAGGAAAGGGGAGGGUCUGCGAGAAGCACCAGGAGCCCCUGAAGCUCUUCUGCAAGGAGGAAGAAGCCCCCAUCUGUGUGGUGUGUCAUGUAUCCAAGGAGCACAAAGGCCACGAGGUGAUCCCUCUGGAGGAGGCGUUGCAGGAGUACAAGGAUCAGAUCAGCAGCUGCCUAGACAAUGUGAGGAAGGAGAGAGAAAAAAAGCUGGAAUUUAAAGCAGAUGCAGAAAAGGAAAGCCAAGACCUGCUUAAACAAACAGGUGCAGAGAGGGAAAAGAUGGUGGCUGAGUUCAGGCGACUGCACCAGUUUCUGGAAGAACAAGAGAAGCUUCUUCUGGCCCAGAUGGCAGAAGUGGAGAAGGAGAUUGCAGCCAAAAGGGAGGAGCGCCUGGCCAGACUCUCCAGGGAACUCUCCUCUCUUGACAGCCUCAUCCGGGAGAUGGAGGAGAAGCUUCAGGAACCAGAGAGCGAACUCCUGCAGGAUAUCGGAAGCUCCUUGCAGAGGUCUCAGGCAAAGCAGAAAUUUAAAAAUCCUCCUGUGGCUUUUCCUCCUGCCCUGAAGUGGAAGAUCUGGGAUGUCUGUGAUAUGAAUCUCUUCCUGGAGGAAGUCAUGAAGCAGUUCAAAGACACUCUGGACUCUGGACUUCAGCUGCAUCAAGAAAACGUCACAUUGGAUCCGGACACAGCAAAUCCCUGGCUCUCCCUGUCUGAGGAUCGAAAGAGUGUGCGAAGGGGGAAAGUGUUUAGAUACCUGCCAAACAACCCUGAGAGAUUUGACACAUAUGGCUAUGUGCUGGGAUGUGAGGGUUUCACAACAGGCAGACAUUUCUGGGAGGUCAUUGUGGGAAGAGAGGAGGGGUGGGGGGUGGGGGUGGCCAGAAAGUCUGUGAAGAGGAAGGGCAAGUUCUGUUUUGAUACUAGGGAAGGGAUCUGGGGUUUGGGGAAGUGGGGCGGUGGGUACGAGUUAUCCUCCCCCCAUGAGUUCCCUCAUCCAAGUGAGGAGCCCAAGAGGAUCCGAGUGACCCUGAACUUUGAAGGGGGACGGGUGUCCUUUUACGAUGCUGAUACAGCAGCCCUUCUCCGCGCAUUUCCAGCAGCUUCCUUCUCAGGAGAGACCCUCCAGCCUUUGUUUUAUGUGUCCGCCAAAGGCCACUUAGCACUCUCUGAGGGCAGAGACAGACAAGGUUCCAGGUUCGCUGCUCAGUAUGCUUCUCAGUGCCACCUGUCCUUAAUCGCAUCUGAAUUUCCUGGAAAGGGAACACGCCCAUUUGCAGACGGAAAAGAGAGAAAACGAAACCAGCUCCCUCUUCCUGGCGAGGCAGCAGCCAUGGCUGCUUCUGGGGGUCCCGUCCGGGAUCUCAGCGAGGAAGCCACUUGCUCCAUUUGCCUGGAUUAUUUCACGGAUCCAGUGAUCAUCCCGGAGUGCGGGCACAACUUCUGCCGAUCCUGCCUGACCCAGUAUUGGGGGAAAUCCCAGGGAGAGGCUUCCUGCCCUCAGUGCAGGAAAACAGUGGAGCAAGGCAGCAUCAGGAGAAACCUGCAGCUGGCAAAUUUUGUAGAAAUAGCCAAGAAAUUUCCAUCUGGGGGAAAAGAGGGAAAGGAGGGAGAAGGAAAAGGGAGGGUCUGUGAGAAGCACCAGGAGCUCCUGAAGCUGUUCUGCAAGAAGGACGAAAGCCCCAUCUGUGUCGUGUGUGACAGAUCCAAGGAGCACAAAAGCCACGAGGUGAUUCCUCUGGAGGAGGCUUUCCAGGAAUACAAGGAUCAGAUCAGCAGCUGCCUAGACAAUGUGAGGAAGGAGAGAGAGAAAAUUCUCAUAUUUAAAGCAAACACAGAAAAGGAAAGCCAAGACCUGCUUAAACAAACAGGUGCAGAGAGGGAAAAGAUGGUGGCUGAGUUCAGGCGACUGCGCCAGUUUCUGGAAGAACAAGAGAAGCUUCUUCUGGCCCAGAUGGCAGAAGUGGAGAAGGAGAUUGCAGCCAAAAGGGAGGAGCACCUGGCCAGACUCUCCCGGGAACUCUCCUCUCUUGACAGCCUCAUCCGGGAGAUGGAGGAGAAGCUUCAGGAACCAGAGAGCGAACUCCUGCAGGAUAUUGGAAGCUUCUUGCAGAGGUCUCAGGAGAAGGAGAACUUAGAGGCUCCUCCUGUGGCUUUUCCUCCUGCUCUGAAGUGGAGGAUCUGGGACUUCGGAGAUAUAAAUCCCUUCCUGGAGGGAGUCAUGCAGCAGUUCAGAGACACUGUGGAAUAUGGACUUCAGCUUCAAAAAGAAAACGUAACUUUGGAUCCAGACACAGCGCAUCCCCUCCUCACCCUGUCUGAGGAUCGAAAGAGUGUGAGAGAGGGAGGAGUGCGUCAAGACCUGCCAGACAACCCUGAGAGAUUUGACACAUGUUGCUGUGUUCUGGGGUGUGAGGGUUUCACAGCAGGCAGACAUUUCUGGGAGGUCAUUGUGGGAAGAGAGGAGACGUGGGGGGUGGGGGUAGCCAGAAAGUCUGUGAAGAGGAAGGGGGUUUUGUAUUUUAAUACUACGGAAGGGAUCUGGGGUUUGGGGAAGUCGGAUGGUGAGGUCAAGUUCUGCUCCCCCCGUAAGGCCCCUGUUCCAUGUGAGGAACCCGAGAGGAUCCGAGUGACCCUGAACUGUGAAGGGGGACGGGUGUCCUUUUACGAUGCUAAUACAGCAGCCCUUCUCCAUGCAGAUACAGCAGCCCCCUUCUCAGGAGAGACCCUCCAGCCCUACUUUUUCGUGAGCAAGAAAGGGAACCUGAGACUCUCUUGACUGAAGGUGCAGA
Molecule: messenger RNA, 3295 nt
Organism: Podarcis muralis (Common wall lizard)
Lineage: Eukaryota; Metazoa; Chordata; Lepidosauria; Squamata; Lacertidae
Source: RefSeq, a predicted model, not a curated record